This is a messenger RNA of Lycium ferocissimum, 2395 nucleotides long. Its product is annotated as conserved oligomeric Golgi complex subunit 2-like. Bases 97 to 2292 code for a protein of 731 amino acids. Lineage: Eukaryota; Viridiplantae; Streptophyta; Magnoliopsida; Solanales; Solanaceae. Gene Ontology annotation, cellular component: membrane; COG complex. The transcript has a single exon. Gene Ontology annotation, biological process: intra-Golgi vesicle-mediated transport; Golgi organization; protein transport. The record is from RefSeq and is a predicted model, not a curated record.
CCAACUCACAAACACCAGUAAACAGACAGUGUCACUAUUUCUUCCAAAUCCAUCUUCAAAACCAGAUCCCAUUUUCUCACAAAAAACACACACAAAAUGCAAGAUCUUCAAUCACCACCACCACUACGUUCCCCUACAGAUAUAUUCGGUGACCCGACUGACCCGAAUCCACCACAAUGGCUAAACCCUAAUUUAUUCCAAUCCCCAAAUUUCGAUCCCGAAAACUACAUCUCCGAUUUACGCACCUUCGUCCCCUUAGAAACCCUCCGUACUGAACUCCAAUCGCACUUCACAUCUCUCCAACGCGAUCUAAUCGAUCUAAUUAAUCGCGAUUACGUCGAUUUCGUUAGCUUAAGUACCAAAUUAAUCGAUGUUGAUUCUUCAAUUGUGCGUAUGCGUGCUCCAUUGCUUGAAAUUAGAGAGAAAAUUGAAGAUCUUCGCAACGCUGUUGAAAAAUCGCUUUCUGAUUUGCAAAAUCGGCUUAAACAAAGAGCUAAUGCAGGUGAAGCUAGAGAGGUAUUAGAAUUAUUGCUUGAUACAUUUCAUGUUGUUUCUAAAGUUGAGAAAUUAAUUAAAGAAUUGCCACGUGGACAAUCUGAUUUGAAUAAUGAUGAUAAUGUGAGGGAAACACAAAGUAUGCUUUUGGAAAGAAUUGCUAGUGAAAUGAAUAGGUUGAAGUUUUAUAUUAGGAAUGCGAAAGAUAUGCCGUUUAUUGAGAAUAUGGAGAAGAGGGUAACGAAUGCGAGUUUGUUGUUGGAUACGAGUUUACGAUGUUGUCUUGUUGAUGGACUUGAGUAUAGGGAUGAGAAUGCGAUUUAUAACUGUUUACGUGCGUAUGCUGCGAUUGAUAAUACUAAGAAUGCUGAGGAGACUUUUGGAGAGACUGUUGUGGGUCCGUUGAUCGAAAAAGUUAUUCCGGAAAAGGGGUCUGGAGGAGGAGGAGUUGUUGGUGGUGAACUUGAGGAGGAUUAUGUUAAGAUCAAGAAAUAUAUUGAGGAUGAUUGUAAGUUUCUGUUGGAUAUAUCGUCUAUUGAGAAUUCGGGUCUACAUGUUUCGAGUUUCCUUGCGAAUUCUAUACUUAAGGAGGUUCACUCUGCUAUUCAGAAAGGAAAACCGGUUGUUUUCUCUCCUGGAAGGCCUACUGUUUUCCUGAAAAAUUACAAAGCGAGUUUGGAUUUCUUGGCACAUUUAGAAGGUUACUGUCCCUCGCGAUCAGAAGUGGUCAAAUUUCGGUCUGAAGCUGCGUAUAUUGAUUUCAUGAAGCAAUGGAAUGUGGGUGUUUAUUUCUCAUUGAGGUUCCAGGAGAUAGCUGGGGCUCUUGAUUCUGCACUUAGUGUUGCUGGUCUCGCCCCGGUGGGGUCCGAUCAGAGGAAGCCUCAAGAUUUGAUUUUGAAGCAGAGUACAUCUCUUUUAGAGUGCUUGAAAUCUUGCUGGAGGGAUGAUGUUCUUGUCCUCUCUUGCUCGGACAAGUUCUUGCGUUUGUCUUUGCAACUUGUGGCCAGAUUCUCUAACUGGUUAUCUGCCGGAUUGGCUGCUCGUAAAGCUGGUAAUGCGGGCUCAAACCCGGGAUUUGAAUGGGCUAUUUCUGCAAGCUCUGAUGAUUUAGUGUACGUAGUUCACGAUUUGAACCGUUUGGUGGAGGAAAUAUGUGGUGAUUACCUUGAACAGAUACUUGAGUUGCUCAAGUCGUGCCCAGUUGAAGUUUGUGAUUUUGUAAAACAGAGCAUUUUACAAGGUGGGAAGUCCUUGAAGGGCCUUUUGCCAAUUGUAAUGAGUGCAAUAAUUGAGACAAUAGUUGAGAAAUCUGUAGAGGACUUGAGGCAGUUGAAAGGAAUAACAGCUACCUACAGGAUGACUAAUAAGCCUCUCCCAGUCAGGCAUUCUCCGUAUGUUACCGGGGUAUUACGUCCGUUAAAGGAAUUUUUGGAUGGAGAAAGGGCUGCUACGUGUCUAACAAAUGAGAUAAGGAAUGAGCUCUUGCAAGGUGCUGCUUUGGAAAUAACUCGACGUUACAAUGAUUUAGCUUCGGAGCUGGUCAAUAUGAGUAGAAGAACAGAAUCUUCUCUUCAAAAGCUACGUUUGGGUGCUCAAAGACGAGCUGGAGCAAGCUCAGAUGUCUCAGAUCACAAUUUGUCUGAUACCGACAAGAUCUGCAUGCAAUUGUUUCUCGAUAUUCAGGAAUAUGCACGGAGCCUUUCGUUACUUGGAGUGGAUGCAGCUAGUAUUCCGCCUUAUCAAUCAUUAUGGCAAUGUGUUGCCCCUGCUGAGCGACAAAACACAAUAAGCUUCUAGUUUCUACGUCGAUUUUGUAUCAAUAUCUCAUUCUUUUCUUAUCGUUUUCCCCUACUGUUAUAUUAUCACUUUGAUUAAACAAGUCUGCAAUUGAUUUCUGAGA